CAGCCCGCCUCUUCCGGAAGUGAGCUGCUCUCCUUUUUGUCGAGGUGAACGACGGGCAGACUUCGACCGGUGUCUUCGGCUGCAGGAUGUGGUGACCUGCUCAGAACUUGCAUGCCUUUCCCAAAACGGCAUCCUCGUCGCUUCCUUCACUCGUUGCGAGGAGUGACACUCGCACUCAUCUUACUCGAGUUGGUCCAUCGUUGAUAAUAAUAUUCUUCGAGGCUCCCUUAUCAGCGGGUCUUCAUCCUCCAGUAUGGCGGCAAGCUACUGGGAAUCGACUCAGCGGAAGUACUGGACAUUCACAAAGCAGCAACUGACACUUGAACGCAAGAAGCUUGAAGAGUCGGAGAGGAAUCUGGUGAACUUAUAUCCUUUGCCCGACAGGCGGCAUCUAAGCAUAUAUUUCUAUCACCAGCUGUCUAAAAUGGCAAGGCCCCUCGGAAUACGGCAACAGGCCUUGGCCACUGCCCAGGUCUACGUACGGCGAUUCUACACCAAGGUAGAAAUUCGCCGCACCAAUCCUGCCCUCGUUCUUGCGACUUCUCUCUACCUAUCUUGCAAGAUGGAGGAGUGUCCCCAGCAUAUCCGGAUGAUAUUAGCAGAAGCCCGUCACUGCUGGGACACAUCCUUCAAUGACAUCUCCAAGAUUGGCGAAUGCGAGUUCACGCUCAUCUCAGAAAUGAAUUCACAGCUCAUCAUCCACCAUCCAUACCGCAGCCUCGCAGAACUGCAGACUCACUUCCAGCUAACUCAGGAGGAAAAUGCACUAGCAUGGUCAAUCAUCAACGACCACUAUCUGACAGAUCUUCCUCUUCUCCAUGCACCUCACGUGAUUGCAAUCACGGCGAUGUUUCUUGCCGUUGUCCUUAAGCCGACGCAGGGUGGUCUUCAGCUGCAUGCCGCAGGAGUCAGCAAUGCGUUGCAGACUCUAGGAAAUGCUCGGAAUGCUGCUGCACAAGGGACGCAGAACCGAGUCCAGAAGUUGGUGGACUGGCUAGCAGAAAGUAGUGUCGACAUCGAGGCCGUCGUGGAGUGUACCCAGGAGCUUAUAUCCCUUUAUGAGGUGUGGGAGUGUUAUACCGAUAAGACAUGUAAAGAUCAGAUUGCUAAAUUUGUAAAGGCGAGAGGAUUGGACAAAUGACAGCUAUUAAUCAUGCCUUA
Lindgomyces ingoldianus is the source of this 1161-nucleotide messenger RNA. Its product is annotated as C/H/G cyclin. The record is from RefSeq and is a predicted model, not a curated record. The transcript has 3 exons. Lineage: Eukaryota; Fungi; Ascomycota; Dothideomycetes; Pleosporales; Lindgomycetaceae. Gene Ontology annotation, biological process: positive regulation of transcription by RNA polymerase II. The coding region runs from base 254 to 1141 and encodes 295 amino acids. Gene Ontology annotation, molecular function: cyclin-dependent protein serine/threonine kinase regulator activity. Gene Ontology annotation, cellular component: mediator complex; nucleus.